GUGGUUUAGUGUCUCUGCACUGCAUUGAAUCCUGCAGUUUGAUCAAUGCUGUUAUAAACAAAAGACAAUGGAGAAGAUCGUGUUCUUUUGUGUUUUGUCAUUGAGGAUUAUUCAGAUCACCUCCAGCGAUGUUUCAGAUCAUGAUGUGACUCUGUUAAGAUUCCAGCUAAAUCAAAGCAUCCAACUAAACUGCAACACCAGUGAAUUCAGAACGGACUGGUAUCACCAGAAUCCUGAUACUGGACGACUAACGCUAUUGGUUUCUUUCAAAUAUAAUUCACUGCGACAUACAAGUUAUCACAGACAUCGCCUGACAGCUGGAAAAACAGGAAUCAACACAGUCUCGCUAUUUAUUAAAGACCUAAAAGAGUCAGAUUCAGGUCUUUAUUUCUGUGGAACAUCAAGGCAUCAUGAAAUGCAGUUCGGCAAACCCAUCAGACUAGUGAUGGAGGACAGAGAGGACGAAGUUCAUUAUGUCACAGAACCACCAGAGGACAUUGAGAUCACAGCCUCUACAGUCAAGGUGAUGCUGACGGAGCGUGAGCUGAUAUUCGGUGGUGCUGGUCUGUCUGUGCUUCUGUUUUUUCUGGCUACAGUUGUUGCAGGAGGAAUCAUUCACUCUUACGGUUGGCGGAAAAAGGAUGGGCCGCAGCCAAACGUGCUGGUCUGACUGAUUAAAAAAAAACAAAAAACAAAAACCUAAAUGACACUAACUUUGUGUGCUGGAAUAAGCAGCAUAUAUGUUACCACUGAUGUGGUUCAGUUCUCAUGUGGCAAAGCCCUCGAGGAGCAUUAAAAUGCCCCUAUUAUGCUAUUUGAAAGAUUCAUAAUCUGGUUUUGGGAGUCCUCAACGACAGGUUACAUGCAUACAUGGUCAAAAACAUUUUCAUUUUGCUUAUAUUAUGCAUUUAAUUUUACCUUAUUUUUCAACGACUCAAAAUAUCAUCUUUGGAUGUGUGAACUUCACAGAAUUUGAAUUUAAAAUAACUUGUUUCAGCAGUAUGGAGUCAACUCUUUCUUUCAAGAGACAUUAACUUACUUUAUGAUGCACUUUCAGCCGCAAACUUUGCAGACUUUUGCAUACAAAAUGUAUGAUAUGCAUGAAAGGUCAUUUUCAAGUGGCAAUUUGAUAUGUACAUAUAAGAUGAGUUCAAGAGAAAACAUAAACGCCAUGACACAUAAAGCUUGUUCAAAUAAAAUGUCCUCAGUGUUCAAUGUAACGUUAAGAUUUCUGAUCAAAUAAACAGCAGUAAAACUAAUAAAUCACACGUGUUGUGCAUAUUCUGACAAAAAACCUGAUCUUUAGCAAUGCUAAACCUCUUAAGACACAACUGUAUAUAUGCAAUCAUGUCAGAUGUGUUCUCACAGUUUAAGAAAAAAAAAAUUGUUUCACAUCAGUGUCACACAAUGAACAAUCGUGAUCUACUGAAUGCAAUAAGAUCCUACAGCUAAUCCACAAAAAUAUGAGGUGAAAAUAAAUUGUUAUUGUUACUGAUAACAGAAAAGCAUUACUCAUCACGGGCGCUGGAAGUCCUUUCAGGUUGCGCUCUGAAGAGCAUCUAAGGUUUCUAUUCUCAACUUGUUUUAGCAGCUUUGAGAAAUGUAGCCAAUCAUAGACAUAUCUGUUGAUUUCUUGAACGCAAUGGCAAAUCAGAGGCAGUUACAAUCCACUCACCAUUAAAAACGCUGUAUGGAGUGGUCUAGUUUUGAUCUCUGCCUCCACAUUUGCGAUUUAUAAUGAAGCGUAGACACAAUGUCAAUGAUUCAUUGUGCAGCAGGGUUGGAAAUUAAUGAGGGCUUGUGGCAAAAUUGACAAAGGGACAAAAUGGCCCCUGCACAGUUAAACAAUGUAUUACGGCUGUCAUGAUUAAAAUGAA
Labeo rohita (rohu) is the source of this 1877-nucleotide messenger RNA. RefSeq lists its product as uncharacterized. The coding region runs from base 68 to 670 and encodes 200 amino acids. The record is from RefSeq and is a predicted model, not a curated record. The transcript has 4 exons. Gene Ontology annotation, biological process: response to bacterium. Lineage: Eukaryota; Metazoa; Chordata; Actinopteri; Cypriniformes; Cyprinidae.